UCCCCGGCACCCGCACCCGCACCCGCACCCGCACCAUGGUGGAUGCGUUCGUGGGCACCUGGAAGCUGGUGGAAACGACCAAUUUCGAUGAGUACAUGAAGGCAUUGGGCGUGGGCUUUGCCACGCGGCAGGUGGCCGGGUUCACCAAGCCCACCACCAUCAUCGAGCUGGAUGGGGACAAGGUGACGGUGAAGACCCAGAGCACCUUCAAGAACACGGAGAUCAGCUUCAAGCUGGGCGAGGAGUUCGAUGAGACCACGGCGGACGACAGGCACGUCAAGUCUGUGGUCACGCUGGAUGGAGGCAAAAUGGUCCACGUGCAGAAGUGGGAUGGGAAGGAGACAUCGCUGGUGCGGGAGCUGAAGGAUGGGAAGUUAAUCCUGACUCUCACCAUGGGCAACGUCGUGUCCACCCGCACCUACGAGAAGGCCACAUAGAUGCCAUCCCCAGCUCCCUGCCUGUCACCUGGUGCCAACAUUCGCCCCCCACACACACCCCUCAGCCCUCGCCCCACAUCGGGGUCCUGGAGCCCGUCACGCCAUGGGGCCACCCGCUGCCCCUGUCCCCAUCGCUCGGGGGCUGCUGGGGCUGGUCUUGUGGGUCAGGGCUCUUGUUUUUUAUUGAUAAUGGGAAAAAGCCACGUGAAGGAUGAAUAAAGGUCUCGUUGUUACA
Messenger RNA from Neopsephotus bourkii (Bourke's parrot), 672 nucleotides. RefSeq names its product fatty acid binding protein 3 (gene FABP3). Lineage: Eukaryota; Metazoa; Chordata; Aves; Psittaciformes; Psittacidae. Bases 36 to 437 code for a protein of 133 amino acids. Gene Ontology annotation, biological process: fatty acid transport. The transcript is spliced from 4 exons. Gene Ontology annotation, molecular function: fatty acid binding. The record is from RefSeq and is a predicted model, not a curated record. Gene Ontology annotation, cellular component: cytosol; nucleus.